Drosophila suzukii is the source of this 591-nucleotide messenger RNA. RefSeq lists its product as uncharacterized. Lineage: Eukaryota; Metazoa; Arthropoda; Insecta; Diptera; Drosophilidae. The record is from RefSeq and is a predicted model, not a curated record.
GGAAUGUUGCCAUUUCUCUGGUGCUUCGGCAUUAUAAUAAGCAGUCUGCUGCAAAUACAUCCUGCAGAUUCAGCAAAGUUGAUUCCAAACAUAGGCUAUUAUGUGGAAAUGAAGCAAAUGGACUGUGUGGGUAAUCCCGACUAUUUUGCCAACCUCUUCUGCAGAAUCCUGCCUCCUAACAACAGGACCAUGGAGGCCUCUGUGAAUAUUAUGCAGAAGUUGUCCGUCUUUAGUGGUUCGCUUAGGGUAUCGAUUCCCAAUGCCAAAAAGGUCAUAACCCAAAUAUUUAACAUCACCUUCGAUGUGUGUAAAGUUUUGCGCGAACGCAAGCGGAAGGUGCUCAUCGAUCUAUUGGUCAACACUUUGGCCAGGAACAGUAACGCAAGGGAUUGGAGAUGUCCAUUUCCAAAGGGUAAAUUCGAGUCCAAAAACAUUUCGGUUACCGAUUUGCCGCCCAUGUUAACCGAAUCCGAGUUUUUUGUCAGCUUGGACUUCUUUAUACCCAAGGUGGCCAUUGCGAUGAAUGUCACUCUGCAUGGACAUCUUUUCGAAAUUGCUAAAGAAAAAGCUAGAAGGAAGAAAUAUUUGUAA